This is a messenger RNA of Aspergillus melleus, 1044 nucleotides long. RefSeq names its product putative proline utilization protein PrnX. Bases 1 to 1044 code for a protein of 347 amino acids. NCBI's taxonomy places the organism in Eukaryota, Fungi, Ascomycota, Eurotiomycetes, Eurotiales, Aspergillaceae. The record is from RefSeq and is a predicted model, not a curated record. The transcript has a single exon. Gene Ontology annotation, cellular component: cytoplasm.
AUGCAUCUCCUGUCCGAACCGAAUGUCGCCCAGCUGCUACGUCAGUUGACCCAAGAACAAUGUCACGACUUUCUCGACGCUCUGUCCGAGGCUCUUGUCACAGUAUCGUCCCAAGCCCGGUCAGCAGAGUCCGAGAAGACGAUUCACCAGCCCCUACGCACUACUAUUACCACCAAAGACAACAACCUGUCGCUCUUCAUGCCAGUUUCCAACACCAUUAACACGGGGUUCAAAGUAGUGACCGCCUCUCAGGCGAAUGGAAUCAUCGGCGUUAUCAAUAUCUUCUCGCCGGAAGGCAAAUUGCUCGGCUUGCUCAGCGCCGCGGAGAUCACUGCAUUCCGCACGGCGCUCGCGAUCAUGACAUUGUUCAUCCGCUGUACCUCUUUGAAGAAAGAGAACGUCGUGAUCUUUGGCUCCGGGAGACAAGCCGAGUGGCAUGCGCGUCUAGCCCUGAUCCUCGUCCCGAGCCAGAUCCGACGGAUCGUGUUCAUCAAUCGCGGUCGCAAGAGGCUCGACGAGAUGAGCGACAUGAUCUCCGAACUGCAAUCCGCCCAUCCAGACGUGGCUAUCUCUACGCUAGCAAAGGAAGAUUCUCCGGAUUAUGCGCAGCGAUUGCAGUCGGAACUGGCGGCAAGCGACGUGAUUUUCAGCUGUACCCCUGCGACCGAACCUAACUUCCCACACUCUUAUCUACUCCCGUUCAAGCCCCGGUUUAUCUCGCUGAUUGGAUCCUACAAGCCUCAUAUGCAAGAGAUCGACACAGAGACUGUUCUAUCCGGCGGAGGAAAGGUGUAUGUGGAUUCCAAAGAGGCCUGUCUGGAGGAGUCGGGAGAACUCAUCCGGGCGCGAAUCCAAGAAAGCCAACUGGUCGAGCUGGGUGACCUCUACGAGAGACAGGGGAAGUCGGAGCCCGUUGAAAUUCCCGAUGGAUGUAAUGUCGUCUUCAAAUGCGUGGGAAUGGGGAUUAUGGAUCUGGUCAUCGGCAAGAAGUUAUUAGAUGUUGGUAAGGAACGGGGGCUGGGGAUGGAAGUCGAUGGAUUCUAG